ACUGUAGACAACGACGACCUAAAGGGGAACAAACAGACAUUUACGACGGAAUACUCCGCCGGAAAGUUAAUUCUCGUUUUAAACGGUGCCGGAGGAGUGGAGAACAGGGAUUGAACAAAAUGGCUAAGCACAGGAAGAGAGAGGUUGAUUCGGGAGACGAUACUCCAUCUUCAGCAACAUCGUCGUCGUCUGUUUCGUCAUACAGCUCCGACGAGUCUGAUUCGCCUUCUAGAAAGCGGCGGAAGAAGCAAAAGGAGCGGCGGAAAAGUGACGGAGGAAGUUAUGAGAGGGAGAAGCGGAGGAAGAGGGAGAAGGAAAGGAAGAGGAAGAAGAUUGAGAGGAAAGAGAGAAAGAGGAGAGAUAUGAAGAAGAAGAAGAAGACUAAGAAGCGUGAUUAUGAGUCUGAUACUGAGUCUCACUCUGCUUCUGAUUCAUUCUCUGAUCAAGAGGAUGAGCCUGAAACUGUGGUAAAGGAGAUGUUGUUGGAGUUUCCUAAUGUUGGCAAUGAUUUGAAACAGCUUUUGAAAAUGAUAGAUGAUGGGCAAGCGGUUGAUAUAAAGGGUAUUUCCGAGAGUGCUUUGAAGAAGCGGUUGAAGAAGCUGUUUCUUGCUUUGAAGUUGAAGGAACGUGGGGAUAGAGUGUUUUUGUUACCACCAGGUGCUUCUCCUUCUUUAGAUGUAGUGGGGCAUCUUAUUAAAGGCAGCGAAGAAGAAGUUGAGAAAAACCUUGAGGAUUCUGUCCCAUUGAAGAACACUGAAAAGGGUUUGCCAGAUGAGAACGGUUUGGGAUCGAAUUCAGCUGAUGAUGUUGCUGGUCCAAAGAAAAGGGUGAUUGGACCUGCAAUGCCAUCGGCUGAGUUACUUGCUGCAGCAGCAAAGCUAACAGAAGCUCAAGCUGAACUUAGAGAAGCUGAGCUAGAAGAAGAUUCAGAAUAUUUCAUUGGACCUGCUCCACCAGCUGUUGUUGCAGAAGUUGCAUCGUCGAAUGAGGCAGAGCGAUUUGAAGAGGUGACACGGAUUAUGGAAGCUGACGCUGAUAGUCCAUACGACGUCUUAGGAGUGAAUCACAAUAUGGCUGCUGAUAAUAUGAAGAAGAGGUACUGGAAGCUGUCUCUUCUUGUUCACCCAGACAAAUGUUCUCAUCCCCAAGCCCAGGAAGCUUUCGUUUUACUGAACAAAGCUUUCAAAGAAUUACAAGAUCCAGAAAAGAGAAAAGCAAUGGAUGAUAAGAUUAAACUCAAGGAGGAACAAGAGGCAUUUAAGGUUGAAUUACGUUCAAUGCAAGAAGCGGCACAAUGGAGAAGAUCACAAGGCAUAUCAAUGGAAGGUGACGCAGAGCUGCUGGCAGCAACCGAAGUUAAACCUGUACCUAAAAGAGACGAGUGGAUGACCACUCUGCCUCCUGAAAGAAAGGUUGGAGUGGCUGUGCAGCAAUCAACCACAUUUAGCAGAAAUGCUAGAGAAGGUCGCGGAGACACUACAGCCUGGACCGAUACUCCUAUGGACAAAGCUGAAAGAGCAAAGAUGAAUUACUUGGAGGCAUACAACAAGGCGAGUGCGCUUGCAUCAAACGAAGGGGAAAAUAUGAAAAGAAGCAUGGAUGCUGAGCUUGUGGACAAGUAUAACAAAGAGAAAAGAGCAAAGUCUCUGGUAGAGAAGCACAGAGAAGACUCUUCUUCUUCUUCAAGCCGUCUGAAGAAGAAGAAGAAAUUGUCUUCAUCCAAAGAGAAAACCGAGAAGGACGAGUGGGUAGGGAAACAUCCGUGGAAGCCAUGGGACCGUGAAAACGAUCUUACUGCCGGGAGACAGAAUGUGAAACUUGAUGCCGAGGGUAUGGCUGAAGGUUUGGCUUCCAAGUUUUCUUCUGGGAAUUUCCAAAGAAGCUUCCUUUGAAGCUUGUUGCAGGAAACUGUUUGACUAUAAAUGUGUCCAAAUAUUUUAAAAGAGAACUUUACUCAAAAAAGAGUAUUCUGUAUUUCUUACCAAAUCUUGUUUUUCUUCUGCUAUUGUAGAGUUUUUUUCACACGCAAACUACAAGCAAACAAGAUUCGACAUUUUAUGUAUGUUUUGUAGUAGAUUAUAAAAUUUACUCUAUUUUGCAUA
This is a messenger RNA of Arabidopsis lyrata subsp. lyrata, 2102 nucleotides long. Its product is annotated as calponin homology domain-containing protein DDB_G0272472. The record is from RefSeq and is a predicted model, not a curated record. Bases 120 to 1892 code for a protein of 590 amino acids. The transcript has 12 exons. NCBI's taxonomy places the organism in Eukaryota, Viridiplantae, Streptophyta, Magnoliopsida, Brassicales, Brassicaceae.